This is a messenger RNA of Xyrauchen texanus (razorback sucker), 2317 nucleotides long. RefSeq names its product sodium channel, voltage-gated, type III, beta (gene scn3b). NCBI's taxonomy places the organism in Eukaryota, Metazoa, Chordata, Actinopteri, Cypriniformes, Catostomidae. Gene Ontology annotation, cellular component: voltage-gated sodium channel complex. The coding region runs from base 318 to 974 and encodes 218 amino acids. The transcript has 7 exons. The record is from RefSeq and is a predicted model, not a curated record. Gene Ontology annotation, biological process: ventricular cardiac muscle cell action potential; regulation of heart rate by cardiac conduction; sodium ion transport. Gene Ontology annotation, molecular function: sodium channel regulator activity.
CUCCUGCCACAAAGGAAGCAGGAUUGGAGUACUACUCAUGUGGAUGGAAAAGAAAACGCUUCGCGCUCUGUCGCUGACAUCUACUGAAUCUGCUCGAUUCGGAGGCGUUGGAUUUCUUUAUUUUGCGAGAAUUUUCCACAGAAAUCGUUAGGAAUCCACAGGUCUUUUGUUUUCGCGUUUGAUUCACGAGAAUCGUCAUGGAAGAAGAGCGCGCGCGUUUAGUUUGAGUUACGGCGCGUGUUAUUUACAGAUAGACCGGAUGUUUCUGCCUUGGAAGACUCAAUCUGAGACGCCGCCCUGUUAUUAGAACUCCCAGCAUGGCAGCUCGCAUGAGGCUUGUGCUGCGUUUGCUAAUGCUGUACAUAUUUACUGUGCGGGAGGGCUGGCCAGUGUGUGUGGACGUGCCGUCUGACACUGAGGCCGUGGUAGACAAAUAUAUGAAGUUAACCUGCAUCUUCUGCAUGAAACGAGAGGAGAUCGCUGCGAAAACCAAAGUGGAUUGGUACUACAUCGGUCCAGAUAACAGAAGAGUGCUUAUCUAUCAGUACGAUGGUGACCCGCGGGAGCCAGAGUAUAUAGAAGAGCACUGGAGAGGUCGUCUGGUGUGGAAUGGCAGUAAGGACUUGCAGGAUGUUUCGAUUGUUAUCCAAAAGGUCACUUUAAAUGACACUGGCAAAUACGAAUGCGUGGUGUUCCGCCUCUUUGAGUUUGAUUCAUUCACGCCUUCUACUACAAAGACAAUCGAAAUCGAUCUGGAGGUGAAAGAAAAAGCCAGCCAGAACAUCACAGCCCUGUAUUCAGAGAUCAUAAUGUAUGUUCUCCUGGUGUUCCUUACAUUCUGGUUACUGGUGGAGAUGAUCUACUGCUACAGGAAGAUCUCCAAAUCUGACGAGCAGGCGCAGGAUAAUGUGACAGACUACUUAGCGAUUCCCUCUGAAAAUAAAGAGAACCCGGGCCCUGCAGUUACGGAAUAAAAGUCUCACACCAUUUACGGUACUGAAGAGUCUAAAUAGCAAUUGGCUUAAAAUGGAGACAGGAGCCAAUCUCCCUAGAGCUGUUCUGAGAAACCAGGAAACCUGCCAAUUCAAAUCCCUCUUGUCUUGAUCAUGUGAUUUGUGAAACAAACUCUUAACUGGUUCAUUAUGUCCCUCUGUCUCAGUGAAUUUCCACAGUGACACAUCUAAUCUCAGACUGAUAAGGACUUGUCUCUAUUCUCAAUUUAGCCUUAGCAGAGCCACAAAUACAGCAAACCAGAGCUGAAGAGCUAUCAUACUGCCUGUACACACACUUAUUUCUUGACCAGAUGUCAACCAAAAUUGUUGGAAUACCCACAUAUCUCUUUCCUUCUUUGUAUGCUAAUCUUACACAUAGAUACAAAAAUAAGUCUGGAUUCUGAUUAGAUGGUUUUUAUUGUCAUGUUUUCUAUUAAAUUAAUCUUAUUAUAAUAUGUAUUGUUAUGUUUGGCUUAUAAAUCACUCAGCUUUGACAUUUUGGAAUCAAUAAUAUGUGAAACUGAGGCAGGCAAACAGCUGUAAUGAGGUCAUACUGUGUACAGCGUAUGCUUUUUGUGUGAUUGGAAACACGUGGUGUGGUUUGCAUUUACUGUGUGCAUUGCACAUUGUAGACAGUUGCAUUUAGAAUGAUUUUGCAGAUUUAUAGCAAGUCCCUGAGAUUACGUUUGCUCAAAUAUCACUAGAUGGAAUGACCUAAUUAUGAACUUAUUCCACUGGAUGCUUGGCAGUUUUUACAGAAGCCACAUUGCAAUCUAUUGUUAUUGAUUAGUGCUUAAUAAUGUUCAAGUUUAACUGCAACGGUGGGAUUUUUCGAAGACAAGCGUGCUGUCACUGUAUACAUUCAAAACACUGUCUUUAUCUUCAUUUACAUUUCUUUCUUUAUAAUUUAUAUAAACACUUGACUUUUGACUGUACUAUGUGUUUGUAUAUCCUUUUUUCACUGGUUUUCUUUUAUUAUGAAUUUACACAUUUUAAUAUUUUUUUAUUUUUAUAAAUAGGACAGUGGUGCAGGCUUCUCUUACUGUUAACUUUGUCUUUUGUAUUAUCUGUCCUGUUAAACUGGAGCUGAUCAUCACUUGUGAAAGCUUGUCAUAGACUAUUAAACAAAGGCAACGCAUUCCAAAAAAUUUUGACUACUCAUUAUUUUGGGAAGAUUUAUUCUCCAGUUAAUACUUAUGAGACAUUUCAGUCUGAAAAAAAAAAAAAUAGGAAAAGGAAUCAUAUUUAUUUUAGAUUUAUGAACUUUUCAACAGUUAUAAUAAUAAUAAAAAAUAUUAUAUGCCGAUGCUGUCAGUUUUUUUCUA